Messenger RNA from Orbicella faveolata, 2670 nucleotides. RefSeq lists its product as uncharacterized. The record is from RefSeq and is a predicted model, not a curated record. Lineage: Eukaryota; Metazoa; Cnidaria; Anthozoa; Scleractinia; Merulinidae.
CUUAAGAACUCUUGCGAGUAAGAAGAAAAAUGCUAACUUUACUUCUGGUCAGUUUCCAUGGAAACAUAGAUGAGUUCUCCCAGUGUUGUUAAUAGAGCGACCAUCUGUAGCCGCCUCUAAAUAAAUUAAAAAUGCCGGUAGUCGAAGAAGAUAAACUAUUCUUUCCACGGGCUAUUUCAUCUGUGCGGGCAACAAUAAAGGUGGAACUAUUUUAUACCUGCUCUUUUGACCGACCGUACCAGGAGCUCAUUACUGACCGUACCUCUGCGCCGCAAAUCACAUGUAGUCACAUCUGUGCUGAUUAAAAACCCAAAUUAAAUGGGAGCCUUGCUGUCUAAGCGCGCUUUCCUGUAAAUCGUCAAGAUCUCUCAUUUCCUGAUAAGCUGCAAUUGGAAGGAUUCACGCUGACCUAAUUGUUUCUCACACUUUUAAUUGGCCAAUUGCGCGAAGAUAAUAUUUGUCGUGAUUGCUGCUGUGUUGAGCCGGCCGUGCUUCUAAGCUCCAACAACCCGCGAAAUGCUUUUUUCCGAAUGAACUUUGAACAAUCGGGUAGUAUGGACGCAUCGAGCAGAAUCCUCUUCUUUAUCUUGUGUGCUGCUUCUUUUGCUGAAGUUCUGUGUUUUGUUCACACCACAGCAUCCUCUAUGUGGCCCGCCGACACGUAUGCCCUACCAAUGGCAGACUCGGGAUGCCCCGAGGGUGGUGGAUUUACCUGGUACACGGGACACCGAACCGAAGAACUAGAAAGGGAUCAGAACCGAAACAGGCAUUCUCCGAACAUCCACCUGAAGACAAAAAUCGGAAAACCAGAAAUAAAGCGUUACUUCUGCGUGAAAAACUCGACCGAGGCAGACGAAGGAAAGCCUAAAUGGCCAAACGGAAAGUACUGUAUUUAUAAGAAAGGUGACCUUUGUCCACCAGAUUUCCACAAGGGAUCUGUUCUUUGGGACGACGACAACGGAAACAACGGUUCCAACCGCAAUAGCAAAGGUGGGGAACUUCCCGCUGGACUUUACAACAAGGAUACCAUGAUAUAUUUCUGUUGCAUGACGACGGGAUCUGUCGAGAAACGGGUUUCGCUUCCAGUCAAUAAGCCAUUUUAUCUACUAGCGUUCGAGUCGACCACUUGUCAAGAGGUCCAGGGAGCCGUGUAUUCACUGGAGCACGUGGUGUUUGAUACAGAGAAUACCAACAAUCAGGACGCAAGAGCUUAUCCUUACCCAUAUGGUGCUAAUCUAAGACAGCCCACGAUUUAUUACUGUUACUAUCGAGAAUGCAAGUGGAACUUUAAUAAGUCAAGUGGCGUAUUUGCCUCGCCAUAUUACCCAGAAAACUACCACAACUUUCAAGAUUGUCAGUGGAACAUCACUGCACCUAAAGGCUACGUAAUACAACUACGAUUCGGAGUCUUCGAGCUGGAAUCCAAUCCUUACUCGUGCGGAAAUAGCCGGUGCAGCUGUGACUAUGUGGAAGUCAAGGAAGAGUCAGUGAAGGCUGACGUCACUACUCUUGGAAGAUAUUGUAUGACGAAAUUGCCGCUGCCAAUCAUUCAGUCAUCUACCAAUAAAAUGAUGGUAACGUUUUAUUCUGAUCACGUGAUAUCGGCAAAAGGUUUCAACGCAUCUUACACAUCAGUUCCAGCUACAGUCAAAGCAUCUCAACAGCUGACGUGGUGGUCCCUGGAACACAAACUUACUUCUACAAAAGGUCCAGCCUUUACUACCGAACCUAUUCAAGCUACACACAGCACAACAAUGGAUAAAAGUAGUAAGAAAAGAAAGAGUUUAUCAUCCAGUGAUCUGUCGAAAACUCCGGAGGGAAAACAAACAGAAAGACGCGAACUUACGUCCGCGAAGCCAACAAACAGCAAGAAGGAAGAGAAGACAGCAGAAAACACUCACAGGGUACAAACAUCCAAAGAUGUGGAGCCACAUUCAAACGUCGUUACUAGCAUCCCAUUGAAGUACAUAAUUGUCGCAAGUGGCUCUUUUGCUGUGCUUGUUUUCGGACUUUUGCUCUUGGUGUACCAUCUUUUCAAGAGAAGACAUCGUCUCCGUACAAAACGUGCUCAAAAGGGUAACAAGAAUAACUCUGUGAGAGAAUCAGGUGAACCCAGUGCUCCAGCAUCUGCAAUCGUCAGUGAAAUGGAACGACUAUUCUCCGCAGACAAGCAAAGCGAUAAUCCCAUCUACGACAACAGACUUGUUGGAACGAAUUCGAAAGACCAGUUUUCUGAAAACCCUCUGUAUGAAAGGCCGUAAUGAAGGAAUGGAGAGAACACGCUUAAGGCAAACGAAAGACCAUCCGACCUAAUGAGCCAAUAACAGAAAAGACAACAGGAUCAUGGCCGAGAAAGCCAAGACGACUUUGGUCAACCAAUCGCCUUACCAUUUAAGACUUUAGGAUUUCGAGCUAACUAGAAAGUUUCUUCCCAAACAAGCUAAGGAAUGCUAACCUGUAACAACCUACAUUUCGCAAUAAUGUUUACUUAAACGUCAUGUUACAGGUAGAUCUUUCGUCGUAAGGGCUUUGCGCUCUCAGAUCCAAAGGUCAUUUCAUGUACUUUCAUUUUCUACAUCAUUUUGACUUAGAGUUAGGGUUAGUCCAUUUGCCAUUUCUUAACCUGACCGUCGUCAUUUUGACGGACAGAAAAAAAGAAUGGGUCAGAAA